Molecule: messenger RNA, 1786 nt
Organism: Thalassophryne amazonica
Lineage: Eukaryota; Metazoa; Chordata; Actinopteri; Batrachoidiformes; Batrachoididae
Exons: 2
Coding region: 171-1103 (310 amino acids)
Source: RefSeq, a predicted model, not a curated record
UUUUCUCCAUAAAAAAAAAAAUACUUCUAUUUAUAUAUAUCUCUCCUCUCUCUGGCAAAAAAAAAAAAAAAAUUUGACCUGACCCAACUAAAAACUGAAUUUUUGUGUAGAUUUGGGGGGUGAAUAGGAACUUUUGUAUUAAGGUAGUAACAAUUGCGUAUAUACAUUUUAUGUUCCAGGAGAAGCAGAAUGACCUCAUUCGCAGUGUGAGCCAGCUAAAUGACAAAGUUGAUGCACUGCAUGCUCACACAUUCCCUCAAAGUGUCAAUUCCCGGACAUACCAGGAGAAGGAACUUGAUGAUGAGAACACUGCUGAGAUGAUCAUUAGAAGAAUGGCCAGCUCUAAUCCAGAAGUGCGAGCUACAACCAAUUAUAAGCAGUGCCUGGAAGUAAUGGGCCUUCCAGUAAAGUCACUUGAAGAACUGAAGAGUGCCAAUAACACACUUGAUGGAGAAGACAACGAAACCAGGCGCCGGAGGAAUGCCCUCAUCAACGCCUUGACUGCAUACACCCCUGGAAUGGGACAAGGGAAGAAUACAAUAACCAGGAUCGUCAGGGACUGCUUGUACGCAAUAGCACCAGUUUAUCUCUGGCAGUGCUUCAGCAGUCAGGGAAAGUCGGGAACUGCCAAAGGCAGCCUUGCCAGGGAGCUUCCACAAAUUUACAGGGUUGUCAUGGCAGUUGUAAUAACUAUUACAUCAAUGGACAGUAACACUAUAAUUUCUACGAUUGCCGCCGUAAUCCGAAGCUGUCCCACCAGAGCAGAAUCGAGGAAGUAUAGACAGGACCAUCCUGAACUUUUUCCUGACCAGAAAAAGUUUGAGAAUGAAACAACUGAGGACAAAACCAUAACCAACCCAGCCAUUGCCAUCAGCUCUAUGUAUGGUAGGCCUCUCUCCUCUGACGAGGACUCCAAGGAGGACAUUCCAGCCUCAUCUCCAGAGUGCUCUACCAGACAACAGCCUCUUAUUCCAGUAAUGACUCUUCAGAAGACUUGUGCAGUUCCGUCUGCACCCGGGGUGUCUUCUUCUGAAUCUGAAUCUGAAGAGGUACUGGAGGGGGAUUAUUUAGAUGACUGUGUUGAUGACAGCCAAUCAGAGUAGAGAUGCACCAUGACAUCUGGUCAUGGCGGAAUCCACUUCCAAACUGUAGGGUGUCAAAUCAGUGCCAAAACCACAGGUAAAAAACCCAACCACCAUAGUGCCAUAAAUUACCAUUUCCCUCGCUCGAGGAGCAGUUUCCUCCCAUGCAGAGAUAAUUUGCGUGUGCGCAGGUAGUAUCUAUGAGUGUGAAAUAAUAUAAUACGCCCAAACAGUGUGGUCUGUUGAUCUGACGCCAUAAACUGCUGUUUUUGUGUAAAUAUAACAUGUUUUUCAUAUGUUAGGUAAAAACUAGUGAGAAAUUAAAAAACGUGUAAAACUGAAAAUGAUGUUUUUGUAAUCUUGUACCUCUGGAGUUGUUUAGAAGACACCUUGUGGACAUUAGUGUGGUGACAUCAUUGGCUGAUCUUGCCAGGUGGUAACUGCUUUGUUUCUGGACAAAUCUGACAUGUUUCUCAUAUCUGGCGGACAUCGACGUGCAUGCGCAUCACUUUGCUUAUGUACUCACGCCCUGCAGACACCGUUAAAACGUAACUAAAGUAUUGUUUAUGAUUGACAGAGUUGAAUGUAUCAGUGACAGACAAUACAACCCCAAUUCCAAUGAAAUUGGGAUGUUGUAUAAAAUGUAAAUAAAAAGAAUACGAUUUGAACAUCCUCUUCAACCUACUGUAUAUUCAAUUGAAUAC